AUGACACGUAAUACAUUCGCCCACCCCAAUUUUCAAAAACUGCUGAAGUCUAACCAAACCUUCGAUGUCGUCGUUAUUGAGCAAUUCAAUAACGAUGCCUUGAAAGUGCUAGAACAACAAUACAAUGCUCCAUUGAUCUCGUUAUGUACAAAUAAAAUAAUGCACGAAUACUUUCCAGAGGCGCCAGAUUUAAGUGAAAUUGUCUAUAAUUCGUCGAUAUAUUUUCUAAAUUCUCAUGAAAGCAUCAAUCAACCCGUACCCCACGUACCGAGUAUGAUCGACAUCGGAGGUUUUCACGUUAAUCCUCCAAAAGAACUGCCAAAGGAUUUGAAAGAUUUCCUUGACGGUGCCAAAGAAGGAGUAGUUUACUUAAGCAUGGAAUCAAACAUUAAACCGUCGCAGAUAUCUGACAAUCAAAUACAAGCCCUUCUUCGAGAUUUUGGAAAAAUCAAACAAAAGAUCCUGUGGAAAUGGGAUGAAGAGACAAUUGAAGCAAAACCUGACAAUGUUAAAUUGGCAAAGUGGUUUCCUCAAUCAGACAUAUUAGUUAAUAUAUAUUUAAUUUCAUUUUUUGCUGAUCAAAAAAUGAACGCUGCUUGUGCUACGUUGGAUGGCUAUGGUCUUACCAUAAAGUUAUCAGAAUUAGAUGAGGAAAAAUUUGAUACUGCUUUGGACAAACUCCUUAACGAUGUGAGAUAUCGAAAUAAUGCCAAAAAGCGUUCUAAGUUGAUGCACGAUAGACCAGUUAAACCCAUGGAUCUUGCAGUUUAUUGGACAGAAUUAGUGAUAAAACAUAAAAGUGCACCUCAUUUAAGAGUGGCUGGAGUUGAUUUACCUUGGUUGUUAAAAACAAAAUGA
This is a messenger RNA of Anoplophora glabripennis (Asian longhorned beetle), 858 nucleotides long. Its product is annotated as UDP-glucuronosyltransferase 1-9-like. The record is from RefSeq and is a predicted model, not a curated record. Lineage: Eukaryota; Metazoa; Arthropoda; Insecta; Coleoptera; Cerambycidae. Bases 1 to 858 code for a protein of 285 amino acids. Gene Ontology annotation, molecular function: UDP-glycosyltransferase activity. The transcript has 5 exons.